AUGGCGAAUGGAAUUGUAUCUAUGAGGCCGGAGGAAUUGAAAAUCGACACUCGACACUCGGCGAAGUGGAGAAGGAGACAACGGAGAGCAGAGGUUAACGCCGAGAUUCGAUUGCUCUCCGGCUCUAGCUCCGGCUCUUCCUCUGGCACCUCUGCCACUGGCUCCGGCUCCGACUCUGGUUCUUCCUCUGGCUCCAGCUCCGGCUCUGCCUCUGGCUCUUCCUCUGGCUCCAGCUCCGGCUCUGACUCUUCCUCUGGCUCCAGCUCUGGCGUCUCUGCCACUGGCUUCGGCUCCGGCUCUGGCUCUUCCGGCGCCUCCGCGGGCAGCUGGGGUGGCCGCAACGGCACCUACCCCGGCUUCCGCCCCUCCGCCAGCUCCGGUCUGAUCCCCUCCGCCAGCGCCGGUCUGAUCCCCUCCGCCAGCGCUGUCGCUGGUAGCUCCAGCUCCAGCUCCAGCUCUUCGGGCAGUGGCAGCAACACUGGCUCCUCGGCUGCUGCCGCUUCCUCCUCCGCUCUGUUCACCGGUGGCUCCGGCCGGGUCCUGCCUGGCUCCCUGCUCGGCGCUGUUGUCGGCAUCCUCGGUCUGGCUGUGUUACGUUCGUUUACAUCAAUUGAUGAUUGGGUUUGA
Messenger RNA from Aspergillus saccharolyticus JOP 1030-1, 627 nucleotides. RefSeq lists its product as uncharacterized. The transcript is spliced from 4 exons. Bases 1 to 627 code for a protein of 208 amino acids. NCBI's taxonomy places the organism in Eukaryota, Fungi, Ascomycota, Eurotiomycetes, Eurotiales, Aspergillaceae. The record is from RefSeq and is a predicted model, not a curated record.